This is a messenger RNA of Menidia menidia (Atlantic silverside), 4264 nucleotides long. NCBI's taxonomy places the organism in Eukaryota, Metazoa, Chordata, Actinopteri, Atheriniformes, Atherinopsidae. The record is from the annotation of a GenBank genome assembly.
GGAAUUUUGCUUGGUGUUAUGAAAGGUGUCUGUGUCAUUCCCACUACAAACGUAGUUAUUUUUACUCUUAAAUUUUGAAUGAUUAAGUUAAACUUUAGUUAAACAACCGAAAGACUGAACAGAGUGCCACACUUCAGACAGACGGAGCUCGUUUCCAGCCGACGACACUUUAUUGUGUCCCGUGUGGAUAUUUGAGUGGACCAUGAAGGCUGAAAUGGAUAAAAUCGUCUCCCUGUUUGAUGGAGACAGAGCGUCAGAGCUUCAGAAGUAUCUGUCGUCUUUAACAAAUAAUCAACUAAUUACUGUGAUAACCAAUAGCGCACUUAAGGGCAAGAACGUCGGUACCAUGAUUAAAGGCAUAUUAAAAGGAUCCCCUCCUAAUUCCGCUGAGGGGUCCAAACGCAGACUGCUUGUAUAUGAACACUGCAUCCCUUUGUGUGAAUCUGGGGACCUUCAGGCAGAGGUUGCUGCAGAUAUCAUUGGACUGCUGAUGCUUGAGACUCAUGCUCUGUCCGGGCCAUCUCUAGCACAACUGGCGUCUCUGUUUGUUGACGCCAUUAAAGUGGGGAAAAUGGGCAGCGGAAAAUCUCUGGAGCUGUUUCCUACUAUUCUCACUGCCCUCGCUGGCUGUGAAACCUUGUCAUAUGGGAAAGGUGAACUCAGUGGUGAAGAAUACAAGAAACAGCUAAUUAACACCCUCUGUUCAAGCAGAUGGGACCCACAGUGUGUCAUCUACUUGACAACAAUGUUCAGGGAUGUGCCCCUGUCAUCAGAGGAACUGCAGUUUCUGGUAGAGAAAGUGCUGAGAAUGUUCUCUAAGCUGGAUCUGCAGGAGAUCCCUCCUCUGGUUUACCAGCUGCUGCUUUUAUCUGCUAAGGGCUGUAAGAAGCAGGUCCUUGAUGGAGUCAUCGGUUACUUUAAAGAGCAAGACAUUCGCCAGGAAGAAGAGCAGAAACAUGGAGAGAGCUUGGAUCUCGAGGUUCAGUCAAUUCCACAGGACCAGCUGAGACACGUGGAGGGCACUGUUAUCCUCCAUAUUGUCUUUGCUAUACGACUGGACCACGAACUCGGAAGAGAGUUCCUCAAAAGUAUCAAGAUGUCCUACGGAGACUUAUGUCCUUUCAGUGUGGCCCUGUUGCUCUCUGUCACACGCAUUCAGCGUUAUGAGGAGCAGGUGUAUGAGCUUUUGAAAGGGGCCGUUAUCAAGAGCUUCAAGGAUGAGCAGCUGCAGCAGGGGUCAAAGUUCCUUCAGGACCUCCUUCCAGGACACUGUAGUGUGGCUCAGAUGAUACUGGACACGGUCAAGAACAGUGUGUUCGGGUGGGAUCAUGUCACUCAGGGUUUGGUGCAACUGGGCUUUUUCCUUAUGGACACAUUUGGACCCAAACCUGGACCAUUCGGCAAAAGCACAGAGGGGGUGGUUAGUGUGGCACGGACCCCCACGCAGCUGGCCUGUAGGCUGGGAAGACAGGUGCUGCUGCAGGGCUUUAAGAUACACGAGCCCAUCCGAGGGGAGAUACUGGAGCAGGUGUUGAACCGACUGGUCACAAAGACGGCUUCACCCGUCAGUCAUUAUUUAGAUCUUUUCUCUGACAUUGUGGUUUCUGCCCCAAUGAUCCUCCUGGAGUCCUCCAGCAAGGUCACGGAAACGUUCGACCACUUGUCAUACCUGCCUUUGGCAACCGUUCAGGGUUUGCUAAAAGCUGUUCAGCCACUCCUCAAAGUCAGCAUGUCUUUAAAAGACGCUUUAAUUCUUGUUCUCCGCAAGGCGAUGUUUUCCAGCCAGCUGGAUGGCAGGAAGUCUGCCGUGACCGGCUUUUUGUUACUGCUGAAGAACUUCAAAGUGCUGGGCAGCCUGGCCUCAAGCCAGUGUAGCCAGGCAGUCUCUUCCAGCCAGGUCCAAGUGGAUGUCCAUUCCCGUUACAACUCCGCUGCCAAUGAGGCGUUCUGUCUAGAGAUCCUCAGCAGCCUGCGGCGCUGCCUCAGCCAGCAGGCUGAUGUGCGCCUCAUGCUCUAUGAGGGUUUCUAUGAUGUCCUCCGUCGCAACUCUCAACUUGCAAGCUCCAUCAUGCAAACCCUCCUCACACAGCUGAGGCGGUACUACGAGCCUGAACAAGACCUUCUGCCGCCGGUGAAACUGGAGCCAUGCAUCACCGCCCAUGGAGACCAGGUCUAUCUUCAGGAGCCGCUGGCACAUCUGCUGAGCUGCACUGUCCACAGCCUGCUGUGGCUGCACAGCAUGAGGCAGGCUGCUGCCGCCAGUGGCGAUGACAGUGACGAAGACGAGGAGGAGGAGGAGGGUUAUCAGUCUGACCUACAGGCAAUCCUAGAGAGCACAACACGGCGCAUGAUCAAGUGUGAACUGGAAGACUUUGAACUGGACAAGUCUGCAGAGUUUUCCAUGGGAUCCAGCGUGGGAGUGAAGAAUAACAUCUAUGCUGUGCUGGUGAUGGGCAUGUAUGAGGUCCUCAUAGAGUACAACUUCAUCAAAGCCAGCUACAAUAAAAGUCGCUUUGAGGAGCUUAUUGAGCUGUUCAACCACUACAACAAGCUGUCUGAGAUCUUGAAGGAGAAAUCCGGAAAAGGCAGAGUGCCUUCAAACAAGACCUCCCGCAGUCUACUCUCCAUGGGCUUCGCAUCAACUCUCGUCACUGUGCUCUUCAGAGACAACAGCCAAAGCAGAGAGGAGGCUCUGUCAGUGCUUCGCUCAAGUGGAGAAUUUGUGCGUUAUGCACUAAGUGUAGUUGUACAGAAGAUCCAGCAGCUGGAGGAGACUGGACACACCGACGGCCCAGAUGGCCAAAAUACAGAAAGGACUUUCCGCUUCCUCUGUGACAUGACAAGCGUGCUGAUGUGGCGUUACACCAACAUCCCCAGCGUGGUGGAGGAGGCAGGGAAGAAGGAGAAGCGCUCCAGUCUGUCCCAGCUGUGUUUGGAGGGGCUUCUCAGGAUCUUCACGACCUGCCAGCAGCGCUUCCCAGACAAGAUGGCCCAGCUCCUCUCUGCCAUGGAGAUUGCAGAAGCAGAAGAAGAUCCAGAGCAAGACGAUGUAACGGAGAUGAACUACUUUUAUAUCAGACAAUUUCAGAGGGCGCUAUUCACACAGUUAAGUGGAGGCGAGGAUGAAUUUAACAGCAGAGAGGCUCAGCUGCUGGUCAGCAUUUUGAGUGUGCUUUCCCGCCAGCUAAAGCCCUCUUCCAAACAGGUAAGACUCAACAUUUUUUGGACCUCUUUAAGCAGUGUGAAGGUUAUCCAUGGGAACUCAUCCUUAUUCAAUGGUCAGUUUGUUCAGAUGAUCACCUGGACUGUGAAAGUCUGCAAGGAGACUAGUUUUGAGGAUUCUGCCUUCUCCAAAGGGCUGCUGUCCCUUCUCUUCAACCUGCACGUUUUAUUCAAGAGUCCUGUGAGCUUGCUGCUAGAGCUCUGCCAAGACAUUCACAGCCAGCUUGGAGACAUUGAUCAGGAUGUGGAGGUGGAAAAGCAGUCUCACUUUGCCAUUGUGAACAUGAAAACUGCAACGACGGCAGCACUGCUGAUCCUGUCUCAGGUGGACAAAGUGCUAGACGAAGUGGACUGGCUCAUUGCCAGAAAGAAAAGCCAGUCGGUUUCUGAGAAAUCUGGCUCAGACGAGGCCACCCAGGCUGCAGACCACCAGGAUCCAGUUGAGAAAGCGGUGACACUUCAGCUCGGAACUCUGUUGACGGCGUUAAAUGAGCUGGUCCAGACGGCCCUUCUUCCAGGAACCUGCACCCUCACACUGCUGCGCGUGCUGAGCCGUACUUACGCCAUCCUCACUACCCUCGUCAAAUACUACAUCCAGGUGUGCAGCAGCCAGCGCUGUGGGCUGCCAGCUCGCUUUGAGAAGCUGGUGAAACUGUCCGGCUCCCACCUAACACCCCAGUGCUACUCCUUCAUCACAUAUGCACAGAGUGGAGAAUCCAGUGGUGGAGGAGCAGAUGACAAGAAGAAAAAGAGAAAGAAUGAAGUCAACCCAGCUGCUUCUGCAAAGCUUCUGCGUGAGACAAAAGCCAUCCCGAACUUGAUAUUCAGCAUCGAACAGUAUGAGAAGUUCCUCAUCACACUCUCAAAGAAGUCUAAGGUAAAUCUGAUGCAGUACAUGAAGCUGAGCACCUCAAGAGAUUUCCGCAUCAAUGCUGCAACUCUGGAUGCAGCGCUGCAAGAGCAGGACGACAGCCAGGAGACCACAGUGUCUCAGGAGGCAGAGGAAGCACAGGAACCCAAACAGAAGAAGAGGAAACAGUGA